AUGCCAAGGGACCUCGAAGCAGGAGCCGGAAUCCAUUUGUUGCGACAGGCGCUGGUGACAGCCAAAUAUUCUGCGGGCUACAACGGCGACUCCGGCACCUUACUAUCUGCGCCAGCCGGCUCCCUUUCAUGCCUAGAACUGGCACGCGGCCACGAGCCGUGCGUCCGCCUCCUCGUCGUCGCGCGCGCCGCCGUCGACCUCGAGUCGGCCUCGGGGUUCACGGCGCUCAAGGCCGCGGUGCAAGAGGGGCGCGCGGACUGCGUGCGUGUCCUCUGCGAGGGAGGCGCCGACGUCGAACUGGCCUCGCCGCUGCGGCUCGCCGCCUUUCGCGGCCACGACGAGUGCUGUGCCGCCCUGCUGCAUGCGCGUGCCGACCUGACCUGCCGGUCAGCGACGGGCCUGACGGCGCUGCACGUCGCCGCGCAGCAGGGAGCCGCGGGGUGCUGCUCACUCCUCUGCGAGGGCGGCGCAGAGAUCGACGCCGCAGACGACAAGGGCUGGACUCCGAUGCUCGUCGCGGUGCUGCGGGGCCAUUUGGCCUGCGCUGCGGCCCUCUCCUCGUUCGGCGCGUCGCGCGUGGGCGGAAGGAGGCUGGCGGUCGCGGAGGAGCCGCGGCUGGAGGCGGAGGCGGUCGCGGAGACGCGUGGCUGGGUGGAGCUGCACGCGUGGCUCCUGCUCUGGCUCGGCGCCGCGGCCCGCCACUCGCGCCGCUUGCCGCUGGAGGUAUGGCGCGCCCACGUCAUGCCGCACCUCCUCCUGCGGGACGACGAGUAA
Emiliania huxleyi CCMP1516 is the source of this 774-nucleotide messenger RNA. RefSeq lists its product as hypothetical. The transcript has 4 exons. Gene Ontology annotation, molecular function: protein binding. The coding region runs from base 1 to 774 and encodes 257 amino acids. NCBI's taxonomy places the organism in Eukaryota, Haptophyta, Isochrysidales, Noelaerhabdaceae. The record is from RefSeq and is a predicted model, not a curated record.